Messenger RNA from Cotesia glomerata, 1203 nucleotides. It is a transcript of the gene Ppcdc, whose product is annotated as phosphopantothenoylcysteine decarboxylase. Lineage: Eukaryota; Metazoa; Arthropoda; Insecta; Hymenoptera; Braconidae. The record is from RefSeq and is a predicted model, not a curated record. Bases 505 to 1095 code for a protein of 196 amino acids. The transcript is spliced from 2 exons. Gene Ontology annotation, molecular function: FMN binding; phosphopantothenoylcysteine decarboxylase activity. Gene Ontology annotation, biological process: coenzyme A biosynthetic process. Gene Ontology annotation, cellular component: phosphopantothenoylcysteine decarboxylase complex.
CAAUGGUUUUAGUAAAAUAGUAGUUGGAUUGUAGAUACUAGAAAAAGUUCAAAUCAAGAUAAUAAUAAAAUAUUAAUUGAUAAAACAAAUGAAGAUUCCAAUAAUUAAUAAAAAUUGUGAUUGACAUUGUUGUUGAAAUUAUCCAAAAUUACGGCAUUUAAAUAUAGGGCAAUUAUGAAUAACCAUCUAUAGAAAUUGCAUUUUAAUUUGUAAUUUUGCAUAGGUAAAAUUUUUUUUGUAGAAACUUUUAUUGAAUAAAUAGCAGAAAUAUAUUUAAUAAUUGUUCGCCUUUGACGUUACUGCCAAAUUAUUAGUUAUGUGGAAACACAAUUUAUGUAAUAGUAAAAAUUAAGUAAAUAACGAUAUCGCAAAAAUAAAAGAUCGUACAAAGAGACACCUAUCGAAAUAAAAAUACGCUUUAUGGAGUUGUUGCAUAUGUAAGAAGAAUAUAUUAAAUCAAACGAUUACAUAAACAGAGGUAAUAUCUGUAAUUUAGUAGAAGUAAUGGCUCCAACAAAGAAAAUAUUGAUAGGCUGCACUGGGAGCGUUGCAACAAUUAAAUUGCCGGAAUUAUGUGAAAAAUUACGUGAUCAUUGCCUUGAAUUUCGGGUCGUGGUAACAGAACGGGCUAAACACUUUUUGAAAGAAUCAGAAUUGCCUCCUGGAACUCAAAUUCUUUCGGAUACCGUUGAAUGGGCUGCUUGGCAGGAUCGUGGUGAUCCUGUGCUUCACAUUGACUUAGCAAAGUGGGCUGAUUUAUUUUUAAUUGCGCCAUUAGAUGCUAAUACACUUGGUAAAAUAGCUUCUGGUAUUUGUGACAAUAUACUUACAUGCGUCGCACGAGCUUGGGAUGUUAAAAAACCAUUAUUAUUUUGUCCGGCUAUGAAUACUAGAAUGUGGGAUCAUCCAAUUACAGCUCCACAGGUUGAACUGUUAAAAUCUUGGGGAUAUAAAGAAAUAAGUUGCAUUACCAAGACUUUGAUGUGCGGCGAUACAGGUAUUGGUGCUAUGGCAGAAGUCGAUACUAUCGUGCAAGCAACGCUCAGAUAUUUGAAUUCUUGGGAGCCCUACUCAUCGUUAGGUAGAAGACAUUAAUAAUGUAAUGAUUUCAUCGAAUACUGACUAAUACUGCUAUUAUUGAUUAAUGAAAUGUACGAAUACAUUGUAGCAAAUAAAAUAAAAUCUAUACGUUAAUUUUUUAAA